Molecule: messenger RNA, 2522 nt
Organism: Ailuropoda melanoleuca (giant panda)
Lineage: Eukaryota; Metazoa; Chordata; Mammalia; Carnivora; Ursidae
Gene: SOX30
Product: SRY-box transcription factor 30
Exons: 5
Coding region: 216-2522 (768 amino acids)
Biological process (GO): regulation of transcription by RNA polymerase II
Cellular component (GO): nucleus
Molecular function (GO): DNA-binding transcription factor activity, RNA polymerase II-specific; sequence-specific double-stranded DNA binding
Source: RefSeq, a predicted model, not a curated record
GGGCCGGAGAAUGCGCCUGUGAUUGGAGGGUCCGGGGUAUCGGGACGCUUGUGAUUGGGCGAGGCCAGACGGAGGGCCGCUUUUGAACCGCGUAGGGUUCUGGGUAGCAAGGACCUUGGAAGGGUCUUAACCGAAAGGGGGAGGGGGAAGGUCGCCAACAAACGGCUGAGCUCACAAUCCGGGCCGGGACCAGGCCGGGGCGUCCCCCUCCCCCCAUGGAGAGAGCCAGGCCAGAGCCGAAGCCUCAGCCGCGCCAACUGCCGCGGGCGACCCCGCCGCGCCCGCUCCGCCCUGCUCCGCCCCAGCGGCCGGUCGAGGGCGCCUCCUUUAGGGCUGCGGCCGCGGAGCUCCCUCCGUCGCCUCCCACCUCGUGCGCGGCCGCCAUUGCGACCGUGGCCUCGUCGUGCGGGGAGGCCCAGGCGUCGGGUGUACAGCCCGCCGCACGGCGGCUGCUGCAGGCGAAGCCGGAACAGGUGUUGCUGCUGCCGCCAGGGCCACCGCUGGCUCAGGCCCUGGACGAAGGCGUCGUCGCUUCGCCCGCACAGGCACGGCUGCUGCAGCUGAGGCCCGAGCUGCUGCUGCUGCCACCACCGCCGCCCACGUCCGACGGCGCCCCCUGCAGACCCGAGUUGCACCCGGUGCAGCCCCGGGCGCUCCACAUAAAGGCCGAGAAGCAAGAGCAGGGGCCCGGCUUGGAUCUGUCCGCGGGGACGCGAAGGCCUAUGGAGGCGGGCCCUAGGGCCUCCAGGGCUGCCAAGGUGGAAGGCCCGGGGCCAACUCUCGACUGCCGCCGAGGGAACGAAAAGAAGGGCAAGUUGGAGGCGGAGGAGGUCCUGAGGGACGUGGCGAAAGGCGGGGAAGGCAAAAACCUGGCGACCAUCAGAGAAGGAGUCAUCAAAACGGAGGAGCCCGAGAGACUCCGCGAGGACGGCAGGCUGGGCACGGAGCCCGCGUCCAAUGGCCUGGUCCAUGGCAGCAAAGAAGUCAUCCUAGCCCAGCCAUCCAGUGCCUUUGGGCCACACCAGCAAGACCUCAGGAUCCCUUUGACUCUCCACACAGUCCCUCCUGGGGCCCGCAUCCAAUUUCAGGGACCUCCACCUUCAGAGCUGAUACGGUUGACCGAGGUCCCCUUGACACCAGUGCCUAUUAAAAUGCAAUCUUUACUGGAGCCUUCUGUAAAAAUUGAAACCAAAGAUGUCCCGCUCACCGUGCUUCCCUCAGAUGCAGGAAUACCAGAUACUCCCUUCAGUAAGGACAGAAAUGGUCAUGUGAAGCGACCCAUGAAUGCAUUUAUGGUUUGGGCAAGGAUUCACCGGCCAGCACUAGCCAAAGCUAAUCCAGCAGCCAACAAUGCAGAAAUCAGCGUCCAGCUCGGGUUAGAGUGGAACAAACUUAGUGAGGAACAAAAGAAACCCUAUUAUGAUGAAGCACAAAAGAUUAAAGAAAAGCACAGAGAGGAAUUUCCUGGUUGGGUUUAUCAACCUCGUCCAGGGAAGCGAAAACGCUUCCCUCUAAGUGUUUCCAAUGUGUUUUCUGGUACCACACAGAAUAUCAUCUCUACAAAUCCUACAACAAUAUAUCCUUAUCGCUCACCUACCUACUCUGUGGUAAUUCCCAGCCUACAGAACACCAUCACUCAUCCAGUUGGUGAUGCCCCACCUGCCAUCCAGCUGCCUACACCUGCAGUCCAGCGCCCAAGCCCCAUCUCACUUUUCCAGCCCAGCGUCUCCAGUACUGCCCAGGUGGCCCUCCAGGCUCCAAGUCUGCCCCUUCGCCCGGCACUCCCACCCCAGCACUUUGCUGGGCCUUCCCAAACAGACACUCAUCAGCUGCAUUCUGGAGCCAGUCGCUCUGUGAAGAGACCCACUCCUGUCUCUCUGGAGAACACCAACAGGAUUCCAACUAGUGCAAGUACUGUCCAUGCCAGAUUUGCGACCUCAACCAUCCAACCUCCGAAGGAGUAUCCCAGCGUUUCCACUUGUCCCAGAAGUGCUCCAAUCCCCCAGGCUCCUCCUAUUCCACACUCACAUGUCUACCAGGCUCCUCCCCUUGGCCACCCAGCCACGUUGUUCGGGACACCACCACGAUUUUCUUUUCAUCACCCUUACUUCCUACCUGGACCUCACUACUUCCCAUCAAGCACGUGCCCUUAUAGUCGGCCUCCCUUUGGCUAUGGAAAUUUUCCAAGUUCAAUGCCAGAAUGCCUUGGUUAUUAUGAAGACAGGUACCAAAAACAUGAGGCUAUGUUUUCAGCUUUAAAUAGAGACUAUCCUUUUAGAGACUACCCAGAUGAACGUACACACAGCGAAGAUUCUCGGAGUUGUGAGAGCAUGGAUGGGACCUCUUACUAUAACAGUCAUAGCCACAGUGGGGAAGAAUACUUAAAUCCCAUGCCUCAGCUGGACAUUGGAGCCUUGGAGAAUGUCUUCACAGCCCCAACAUCAACUCCCUCUAGCAUCCAGCAAGUAAAUGUCACUGACAGUGAUGAGGAGGAAGAAGAAAAAGUGCUCAGAAAUUUAUAA